CAGCUAAAAUUUUGCACAAGAGGCAUUUUACAACACACACAUCGAGAUGCAGCACCAACACUCACAACCACCACUGUAUUCCGCCGGAAACCCCAUCUCUUCUCCGCCGGAUUCGCAAGAUUCUACGACGGACGCUCCUCCGAAACAAGUAGCCUUAGCUAUGGAUCGUUUGGCCCAUGCUGCUCGACUCAUUGCCGACAUUAGACUCGGUGCCGAUCGCCUUCUGGAAGCCCUAUUUAUUGCCGGACAGCAUCCUCAACAGUCAAGCACCGGUAAACCCGUGCAUUUGAUUCUUCAAGAAGGAGCUUCUAUGCGUCAGUACCUUCAAGAUCUUCGAACUAUUGGAAGACAAUUGGAAGAUUCUGGAGUUCUGAAUGAAUCACUUAAGUCAAGAAGUAAUUCUUGGGGUCUUCACAUGCCUUUAGUUUGUCCUGAUGGUGCUGUUGUUGCAUAUGCAUGGAAGCGACAACUUGCUGGUCAGGCUGGAGCAUCUGCUGUUGAUAGAACCAGGUUGGCUCUCAAGGCAUUUACUGAUCAAAAGCGACGUUUUUUCCCUCACCUGGAUGAUGAUUCAGUAGACGAGUCAGUUGCUAAAAAGCCCCGUGGGUCCCACUCCACAACGAUGAGUCAGCAAGAAGAAGAAGAGUUGAGUGAGUUGAGAAUGAGAAGUGUGUCAGAUGUUCUAACACAACUUGAAAAACAAAUCCCAGAAGUCAAAACUUCAACUUACCAAAGAUUAGAUUGGUCAAAAAGAGCUUCAUUACUCCCUAAUGACACUUCAGACGAAUCACAAAACACUCACAGCUUUCACAUUAGGCCAGGAUCAGGUGCAGGUGGUGCACCGGAUGCUGACCAGAUUGCUGUAAUUGAGGUUUUACUCCCUUCGGUUUUUAGAGCAGUAAUUUCUUUGCAUCCAAUUGGCUCCCUUAAUCCUGAUGCAGUAGCCUUCUUUUCACCUGAUGAGGGUGGGAGCUAUGUACAUGCACGUGGGGUUUCAGGUUUUCACAUCUUCAGGAACAUCACGGAACAUGCUGCCAUGGCUCCACAGCAUUUUAUUGGUGUGAAUGCUGACAUGGCACUCUAUUCUCUACUGCAUUGGAUAUGCAGCUAUGAAAGUCUAUUCACGAAAGUAUGCAGUAAAUGUGGGAAAUUACUGUCGAUGGAUAAAGAAUCGGCUUUGUUAUUACCUCCUGUUCAAAGGCCUUAUCGGAAUUUUAGUGCGAGUAAAGAGAAAUUGUCAAGUAAGAAUGAGAAGGUGAAUGAUAUAUCAGCAUAUCACAUUGGUUGUUUCCCUCAAGAAGCAUAAUAGAGCUUAUAACACUUUUUAACUUUCAUUUUUAUUUUUAACUUAAUUUAUAUUUGUAGAUAAUUAAUUUCUGACUUAAAAUUUUUAAACAACAAAUGGUGGUGAGAGUAAACAAGGAUGU
This is a messenger RNA of Lactuca virosa, 1427 nucleotides long. The record is from the annotation of a GenBank genome assembly. NCBI's taxonomy places the organism in Eukaryota, Viridiplantae, Streptophyta, Magnoliopsida, Asterales, Asteraceae.